AUGUUUGACCCUUCGGCUCCUCCAACAUCAUGUCCAUUCUGCACAAUCUCAUCCGUCUUUGAGCCCUUUGAUCCCUUAAAUCCCCCACCAUCAACAUCCUCCCUCAUCAACCCCGAGCUCGUAUCACCCGCGUCCUUCAUUGUCCUCUCAACGCCAAUCCUCGUCGCCUUUCUCGACAUCCUCCCCCUGAGCCGCGGCCAUCUUCUUCUCUGCACACGCCCUCAUCGCCCCAAGCUCAGCGACGUGACGGCCUCUGAAUCCGCCCAGCUCGGCCAGUAUCUGCGUGUACUCUCAAAAGCCAUGGCGCGUGCGACAGGCGUCGAAGAUUGGAACGUGGUGCAGAACAAUGGAGCUGCUGCCGCGCAGGUCGUGCCUCACAUGCACUUUCAUAUCAUCCCUCGGCCUGAGAUAAGAGCCAGUGGGAGAUUCAGCGAGAGUUUUACCAUGUUCGGGAGGGGAAAGAGAGAGGAGCUGGAUGAUGACGAAGCGGUUGUGUUGGCGGAGCAGUUGAGGCAGAGUGUCGCUGCUGUGAUGAGGGAAGAAGAGGAAGAGCAGGGGCAAGACGAUACGAAAGCCAAACUAUGA
Messenger RNA from Fusarium sp. VM40, 585 nucleotides. The record is from the annotation of a GenBank genome assembly. NCBI's taxonomy places the organism in Eukaryota, Fungi, Ascomycota, Sordariomycetes, Hypocreales, Nectriaceae.